Trachemys scripta elegans is the source of this 2604-nucleotide messenger RNA. Its product is annotated as C->U-editing enzyme APOBEC-1-like. The transcript is spliced from 5 exons. Gene Ontology annotation, molecular function: RNA binding; cytidine deaminase activity. Gene Ontology annotation, cellular component: cytoplasm; nucleus. Gene Ontology annotation, biological process: cytidine to uridine editing. Lineage: Eukaryota; Metazoa; Chordata; Testudines; Emydidae. The record is from RefSeq and is a predicted model, not a curated record. The coding region runs from base 547 to 1335 and encodes 262 amino acids.
CACUUUGCUGGAGGAGUUCUCCACAAUGCACAGGCCAUAAAGGCCCCAAGGCCGGAUGGCUGUUGCCCUUUGUGUGGCCACAGCAACCUCUGUGUUCAGUAGGGAAGGGGGGUGCUUGUAAAUGGAUCUGGUCCGAAGCUGCCUUCACUGGAAAGGGGGCAUAGAAAGAGAACAGGCUGGCAAAUACCUUUGUGCCUGUAUAAAGAAAGUCUUCUGUGUCCCUGCCCUGUCCUUCAUCACUUGCGAAAACUCCCCUUCCUCCAGGACAGCCAAAGAGGUUAGAAAUGGGGAAGACUUCUCAGGUCACUCAUCCAUUCCCUUUCCCCACUCCCUCCCAUGCUCCUCCCACUAGCCCCCAGCCCCUCCGCUUCUAGGGCAAGAUUGUUCCCUGCAGUCUAAUCUCCAGGGCGCUGAGUGGUUACCAUCCCUUCGCUCUGAGCAAUGCCAGCUCUCAUGAACAGGAACUGAAAGAGAUAAAGUGUCUCAGUUAAGAGAGAAAAAGACCAUCCCACAGACCAGGAGGCUAGAAGAAAGGAAAAGGAAGCCAUGACUUCUUCCACAGAGACCGGUCAUCCAUCCAGAAGUGCUAGCCACAGGUGGAAGAUACAGCCAAAGGAAUUUAGGGCGAUCUUUGACCCCAGCGCAUUUCCCAAGCUGACCUACCUACUCUAUGAAAUUAAGUGGGGCAGCAGCACGAAGUUCUGGAGGAAGUGGUGCCCAAACACCCCCACCCAGCAUGCCGAAAUCAACUGCCUGGAAAAUGACUUCAAGGCGAUACACCACAGGCCUUCAGUGCGCUGCUCCAUCAUCUGGUUCCUGUCUUGGAGCCCCUGUGGGCUGUGUUGCAGACUGAUCAUUCACUUCCUACGGGCCCAUCCCAAAGUGUCCCUGCAAAUCUACAUAGGGAGGCUCUUCAGGCUCAGAGAUGAACGGAACCGGCAAGGCCUCAGGGACCUGGUGAGCAGUGGAGUGAACAUUUACAUCAUGAGCCUGCCAGCUUAUGACUACUGUUGGAGAACAUUUGUCGACCACCGAGUCAGAGAAGAUGAUAUUUACUGGCCCUGCUACUUCACUCCAUGGAUGAUAUUCUAUAUGCUUGAAUUCCAGUGUAUCCUGCAGGGUCUACCUCCUUGUUUACAGAUUUGGCUGAAGAAUUACACUGGCUCACCUGUUUUCCAACUCGUUUUACAGGAAUCUCAUAGAAAAAUACUCUGGCAAAGUCUCCACACAGCAAACAGUCACCAGCAGCGACUGAUUUUCAGGCCUAGGCCAUCAGCUGAGCACUGGUACCCAUCAAUGUAUUUUCCUGGACCACCAGUCAGUCACAAGCAGUGACCUGUGCUCAAGCCUAGACACAAGUCAAUCAACAGCGUACACCAACAUACUAUCCUGGAGCACCAACCAUUGUUCAAGCCUGAACCAUCAACCAGGCAAAGGGUUGGCCCAGUCUUGUACCUUGGUGUAUAGCUAUGAUUGGAUGCUUGUAUACAGGUAGGGUUUUUGUUUUUGUUUUGGAAUAUCUACAGUACAAGUGAAGAUUGUGAUUGUAGCAAAGGUAGGUGUGCCUGUGUUAUCUCUAAACUGAUGAGAACAGGUAACAAUAGUAGUGUAGAUGUGGUGACAUGGCCUUCAGAGCAGGUUAGCAACCAGAGUAUAUAGACAGGCUCCCUGGAGGAUUUGUACUCUGGUUGCUAGCCCAUGCUGAAGCCUAUGCCAUGACAUCUACACUACUAUUGUUACCUGUACUCCACUAGAUUAAAGCUAACAUGGAUAUGCUUUACCAUGGUACAAUCACACCUUCAUUUGCAGUGCAGACAUUCCAAAAAGUAACUACCUGUCUACAAGCAUCCAGUUACAGCUACACACCCAGAUACAAAACUUGGCCAUCAACCAAUCAACAGAAUGACCAGCAUCAUCAUUAUACUGACCUGGACCAUUGUCCAGUCUCAUGAAUAGAUGACCCUAAUGUCUCCUAUUCAAUUAACUGAAAUGAGCUAGAUUCUGUUUUCAUCUAUAUUGGUGUAAAUCCUGAGUAACUACACUGAAUUCACUGGAGUUACUCUAGAUUUGUACCAAUGCAAAUGAGAUCACGGGCGGAAGAAGAGGUGUGUAUUUCCUAAGGAGCAAUCCUUGUACUAGGUACAUUUAGGGAAGAGUGCUUUAGUAAAUUACAUUACUAUAGAUACAGCUCAGGUAUGCCUAGUGCCUUAUCAAUGAUCCAUAAUUAGCAAUAAUUUCAAACUGGAGAUGCAAAGAGGAGAUUUUAAAGUGAGUGCACUUGUGAAUUGGAGUAACAGCCUCAGUUUUAUACCCUGCAGAAUUGCAAGUGGCUUUGAAUGACAUCUAAAUAUUAGUCUUUUAGACUAUAAUGAGUUCUUAGCCCCCAUCUACACUAGACAUUCAGCCAUGCCAGGGAACUGGCUACAUGCUCAGUUGACCCCUGAACCAGUCACAAUCAUUGCUCCAAUUUGUAGGGAAGGCCAGAACUUUCAUAAUCAGGUUACAACUCAGACACAGUUAACUUCCCCUCUCUAAGUAGGACCCAGAAGCCCAAUCCUGCAUACACAAACUUGAAUAACUGUUGAAGCCAAUAGGAUUGUCCAU